AUGACAGAAGACUGGGAACAAGCCGAAAUUGAUAACAAGCCCUUCGCGAAUACCAAUGAAGCCGAGGAUGACUGGGAAGAAUUUGAUCUUGACGCCGUUGAAAAGAAACAACAAGAAGAGUUAAAGAAAAAGCAAGAGCAACAAGCGGAACUAGAAAAACAAGAAAAAUUGAAAAAGCAACAACAAAAGGAAAAGAAGAAGAAUGAACGUCCAGUAGCAUCGACAACAGCACCAUCCUCUGGUUCGGGAGCCGAGAAUAAGAAGGCUGAGGGAAUGUAUUUAGACUAUCAAGAAAAGAAAUCUUCGUAUGAUGAAGCAGAGGCUCUAGUUGGCGGAGGAGAAUUUGUUAAACCAAAGAUUGAUUUGUUGCAACCAAAAACUGAAAAGGAAUUCCAAGAUUUUGGUCGAUUGGUUGCUGAAAAGUUGUGCGAAUUUGAUGAAAGUAAAUAUUAUUUGGAUUUGCUGAGAUUAAUUGUCGAGGAGGCAACUAUCAAUUUGGACAGUGCUCAGCUCAGAGACUUGGCAAAGCACGUUACAAACGUUUCUAAUAAGAGACUGGAAGAAGAAAAGGAAAGAAAAGGUGGAAAGAAGAAGAAGAAGACAAACAUUAACUUGGAAAGAGAUAUUAGCUCUAAUGCUGAUCCCUUCGCAGAUUUGGGUGAUGGCACUGGUGGACGUACAAGAUAUGACGAUGAUGACUUUAUGUAA
This is a messenger RNA of Naegleria lovaniensis, 708 nucleotides long. RefSeq lists its product as uncharacterized. The record is from RefSeq and is a predicted model, not a curated record. NCBI's taxonomy places the organism in Eukaryota, Heterolobosea, Eutetramitea, Acrasida, Naegleriidae. Gene Ontology annotation, cellular component: eukaryotic translation initiation factor 3 complex; cytoplasm. Gene Ontology annotation, molecular function: translation initiation factor activity. Bases 1 to 708 code for a protein of 235 amino acids. The transcript has 2 exons.